GAUGGUUGUUGACUCCACGUGCGCUUAUUGCAUCGUUUCACUUGAGCAAAAUACUCGAAUACUUUGAAAUAAUUCAAGACUCAAGUUUCCCAGACUACUUGUGGAUUUUUGAAACUACAUUCAGCGCUUUAACCAAUGGCGUACACCAAUGAUAUUUCUAAGGCUCUUUUAGACCUUUUAAGAGGGACAAACCAGGUGGCUCCUCAAGGUAACAGAUCUCCAGUUCAAGUUUACCAAGAGGAAAGAGAUGAUUUACAUUUAGAAUGUCAUGAGAAAGAAAGAUCAUUAAGUCCAAGGGAGCUACACAGGUGGAGAAAAAGCCUUUUUUCUGUGUAUGUAGGUAGACUGCCAUCUGACRUAACAUUGAGGGAACUUGUCCAGUUUUUUAGUGAAGUGGGUGUUCCAAAAGAUGUGUUUAUAACUCCACCUGAAGGCAACAGAAGUUACACUUAUGGGUUUUUGCGGUUUGCAACUCUAGCAGAAGCACGUAAAGCUGUUUCUUGUAUGAAUGGACGUAUCCUCGGCAACAGACAUGUUUUGGUGGAAAUUUCGGCCGAAACACGCGAAAAUCUCAACGUCAAAGAAGAAAAAGAGGUUAUCUGUGAUGCUAAUGACAGGCUUCUCAGAAAGGAAUAUCCAAGUGUUCGUCGUCGUUCGGUGCCUGACAACCAAGAGGAUUUCAUCCAGUCGAAACUUCUUCAAUCACUUGCAAAGCUCAAGUCAGACCAGGCCAGUGUUGUAAGUGCGGGCUGUAAAGAUAGUGAAGAGAGUAACGGCCCAUCAUUUCUCGACAAACUAGAAGAAAUCCUAAAGAAGGUUAUGAAAGAAUUCCCAGGUGAGACUACCACCAGACCCACUGCGGACGAGGGACCUGUUUGUACCAUAACAUUAGAAGAUAUGCGGCAAGACUCACUGGAAGCAUCCAAGAACACUCAAAGUUUAGAGUCACCACCUAUGAAUGGUGUUAAUCACUCGCCUAUAAAUAGUGAGCACUCGUUUGUAAAACCAGUGGACACUUCUGUUGCCUUUGUUCCAGGGCCCAUAGGUUUGGAUAAUGGCUUCACUCAAAGUCCAGGGUCACCGCCUAUGAAUGGCAAUAAUCACUCGCCUAUAAAUAGUGAGCACUAUGCGAAACCAGUAGACAAUUCCAUUACCUUUCUCCCAAAAUCCAAGGGCUUGGAUAUGCGACAGGACACGUGGCAAAACUCACUGGAAACACCGAAAAGUACUCGAAGCGUAAGGUCACCGCCUAUGAAUGGCGAGCACUCGUUUGUAAAACCAGUAGACACUUCCGUUGCCUUUGUUCCAGAGUCCAUAGGUUUGGAUAAUGGCUUCCCUGAAUCACAGUCAGAACAAUCUAUGCAUAUCAAAAGUGCUAUCUUUCCGGUUGAAACUUGGAAGGCUGACACCCAUUCCAGUAGCGCAUUGCCUUUAACUAAGUCUACCUUAUCUGGGGAUGAUCUUCGUUUGCAAGAAUUAAAAAUAUCUGAGAGGCAAAACCACGAUACCAAUAGUUCUUCACUUGACCCUUAUGUGUUAUCUAAGAUGAGAGACAUUCCUUGUCAGGAUGUACGGUGUAGAAGUCAGGAGACAAGUCCCAUAGUUCAAAGUAGAAAAUCACCAGUUGCCAAACAGGUAUCUCCUGUAAGCAGAACUGGAGAAGAUUUGAUCAAUGUUAAUGGCAGCCAUCAAGAAGGGUGGUUUAGAAGCGAACCAAGUCCCAUAGUUCACAGUGAAAGAUUACCAAUUGCCAACCAGGUUUCUUGUGUAAGCAGGACUGCAGAAGCGUUGAUUAACAGUGAUGGUAUCAAUGAAGAGAUGAGAAACCAUGAGACAAGUCCCAUAGGUCACAGUGAAAGAUCACCACUUACCAACCAGGUAUCUCGUGAGAGCAGGACUGAAGAACUGUUGAUUAACAGUGAUGGUACCAAUGAAGGGAUUAGAAAUCUUAAGACAAGUCCUAUAGGUCACAGUGAAAGAUCGCCACUUACCAACCAGGUAUCUCGUGAGAGCAGGACUGGAGAAGCGUUGAUUAACAGUGAUGGUACAAAUGAAGAGAUGAGAAACCAUGAGACAAGUCCCAUAGGUCAAAGUGAAAGAUCACCAGUUGCCAACAGGGUUUCUCUUAUGAGCAGGACUUACGCUGCGAUGGAAGCACAACUCAAAGCACACACGCCUUCAAGUUCAAAAGAUAACGACUCACCAAUUAUAAGUAGCUUCAAUUCCCAAAGACAAACAUCCAGUAGCACAGUGAAGGAAAACAUAAAAGCUACUAAUGGUAAUAGUGGCCACGGUCUUUCUUUCCAAGAGCAAAUAUCUCAUAUAGACGAUGGAUCUGGAAGAGAUCCUAAAGAUACACAACACUUAGCUCCAGAUAAUGUUAUGACUUCUACAGAGAUCACCCAGGAUUCCACACGAAGAAGGCAGCAUUCACAUAAUGGAGAAAACACGGAAUUGAAAGGAAGGGAGGUUAGUUUUUCUUCCUUGGAUGAAGAACGAGGGGAUGAUACCAGAAUGCUAGUACAGACACACGAAUCAAAUGGACAUAAGCUCUGCGAAACAGAUUCUUUGAACGAAGAGAAAGAUGAAGACAGGAAAGAUAUGGAAGGAAUUUCUCCACAACGGACACCAGAUCUGGAGCAAUACCAACCAAAAUAUCAACAGGAACAACUGCCAUUGCAACAAGAACACCUUUCAUUUAAGCAACGUUCUGUGCAUGACCUUCAGUUGAAGCUUGGGGAAAUUAUAAAGGAGAACGAACGCCUUCACUCCGCGCUACCAGAACACUAUAAAGACAAGAACACAAGUGGAAUGUACCCGGACAAAGAGAUGUUAAACCUAGAGGAGUCGAUCCACAUUUACGAAGUUGAAUACCAGCGUGAAAUGGAGGUUGCAGUAGCCAGGAAUGCUGAACACGAGUUACUAUACGAGAGAGAAAAACUGUCUGCAGCUUUUGAUACCAACUUACAGAAAGAGCUUGACCUUGAACUUCAAAUGGAGAUGAUGAAGAACGAGAUAAAGUUAGCCAACAUGGCCAACCAGUUACUUACAUUCUACCAGAAGAGAAAUGAUAUGCAAUAAGCCACACCCAGUAUGGACCGGUAGACCCCCCCCCCCAAAAUGCUACGUCACUGUUGCCAUAGCAACUGCCAUUAUUAUAAAGACGUUGAUAUUUACACUGAGUUUUAAUGAAACUCGUUAGCUUCCUAGAUAAUAGACUUUUAGUUUGGGCAUGGAGAUACCUAAUUCAUGAAUGAGUUUCAUUUUUUGGCUUCCAUUUAAAUUUAUAUAACAAUUAAAACUGUUAUUUUCAAGGAAAUGAUACGUGGUCGGAUAUAAAGGGUCGGUGUCCACUGGCAGAACGAAGCUUGAGAUUGGGCAAAAUAACAAAACAAAGAAAGCAUGGAUUAUGGUGAACAAUGUGUAUUGUUCCACAUGUGAGCUGCGUUCUUUGUUUUAUCUCACCAUUCAUUGUUUGUUCAUCCACUCCCAGGCUUCGUUCUGCCUGUUGUGUGUUACCCCCGAUAUAAAGGACGGUUCUUUUUUU
Molecule: messenger RNA, 3547 nt
Organism: Actinia tenebrosa (Australian red waratah sea anemone)
Lineage: Eukaryota; Metazoa; Cnidaria; Anthozoa; Actiniaria; Actiniidae
Cellular component (GO): nucleus
Molecular function (GO): mRNA binding
Source: RefSeq, a predicted model, not a curated record